CAACUGCACGGGAGAAUUACAAAGUGCCAUCUUUCAUUUGGGGAUUGCGUGAGCAGAUGCUACUGAGUGGAGUGUGUUCCAGUUGCUGUCUCUAUCACCGUCGUAGAAUGUUGCGUAGAAGCUCCUAAUCACUACGAUAAUUAUGUUUAUCAUUCCAAUUACUUAAAGUAAAAGUAGCAGAGAAAAAGGAAAUUAGUCUUCAAAUACUCCAAGAACAGGAAGAAGAAUAGAAGAUGACCCUCGGAUUCUCUUCUUUGCCUUUGGAUAAUUGUGUUCAAGAUUAGUUUUCAUCGGAAACUAGCGUGAUUAGAGGAAUUGAUCGGUGGUGGUUGGCGCGAUAAGAAGCAGGCGGCGGUGGGCUUUUGUGAUUUUUUGGUUUUUUGGGUGCUAAGAAAUGAGGGGCGGCGGUGAUGCGGUGGGAGACGGUGGCGCCGCUGCGGUGACUGAGAAGCCGUGUUUGGAGGCCGGAAACAAUGGCUAUGCUAAUGAAAGCACCGAUCAAUCUUUGCUUGCCAUAGUGAUUUCUGCCGGCGAUUCGGCUGAUUGUGAGGAGGGAGAGAAAGGGUGUGUUGAGUCGUCUCCCCAGAAGAGUCACUUAUCUAGGAAUUCAAGUUCUCAUGAACAAUGCAGGGUAUGCCAGCAGGAGAAGGAAGAGGAUUUGAUCGAACUUGGAUGCCAUUGUCGUGGUGGGCUUGCAAAAGCACAUCGAACAUGCAUAGACACAUGGUUUAAUACAAGAGGUUCAAAUAAAUGCGAGAUAUGCCGGCAAGUUGCAGCUAAUGUGGCAAUCCCCGAGCCCAAUGCCCCUGCGAGUUACUGGGUAUGGAGGGUUGACCCGUCUUUUGGAGGAACAACUAUCGAACCAGAACGGAAUAGGGGGUGUUUCAGUCCACUUUGGGUUGCAUUCUCGAUCCUUAUUGGUGGUCUCUUAUUGGAUCUACUGAUAUCCCUUACUCUCGGUGUCUCUGCACUACCCGUGAACAUUAUAAUAGGUGUAAUAGUCGUGCUUGGCCUUGGAACGGCUUUUCGGCUGGCACUUGAGUUUUGCCAUGAUUGGAGUGUUAGAAGAGUCGUGCAUAGGGUGGAAGCGAAUGUGAGCCUCGGUUUUCAUCCCGCCUUAUAGGUGGGAUUGAACGUAGAAGACCGACUAAGAAAAUCUUAAACGGCCAUUACUUCAUGGGUAAACGCAACUUGUUACCAAUAUGCUCGGUUAUUGGCAUGAGAUGUAUUCAGGAUGUCACAGCUUCUGGAACUCAUCAAGAACCGUGAAAUCCUCGGGGGCUCGGGGCACGAUGACAGAAGAAAUGGCGAUCCGGCUUGGAACUGGUAUGGUUUACGACUCGUUGUACCAUAAGGUAGAACCGUUUUGUUGGUUUUCGACACAUUAGUAUUAAACCGAGAUGCACUUUUGAUAGAAAAUUGUGAAAUAUCCCUUGUUUUUCCUACUUCUGUUUCCCCUAGGGUGACUUUUGCUUGCUGCAAUCUUAUAUGGGCUUUGGAUUGGUUCUAUUGUAGAAAUCCAAUUGACUAUUAUUAUUUGACUGGAACAUCCUUAAACUGUACUUCUGUUGUUUGUC
Ipomoea nil (Japanese morning glory) is the source of this 1577-nucleotide messenger RNA. RefSeq names its product E3 ubiquitin-protein ligase MARCH4. The record is from RefSeq and is a predicted model, not a curated record. The transcript has 7 exons. Bases 395 to 1123 code for a protein of 242 amino acids. Gene Ontology annotation, molecular function: zinc ion binding. Lineage: Eukaryota; Viridiplantae; Streptophyta; Magnoliopsida; Solanales; Convolvulaceae.